Effrenium voratum is the source of this 2487-nucleotide messenger RNA. The record is from the annotation of a GenBank genome assembly. NCBI's taxonomy places the organism in Eukaryota, Dinophyceae, Suessiales, Symbiodiniaceae.
AUGAGUCAGGCAAGAGGUCGUGGUGGCACUGCGGCGAAGCCAGAGUACGUCAAGGAGUCGCAGAAUGGCGACGCUCCGCUGCCCAGGUUUGGGCACACCACGACCUUUGUGGGAGACAACCGGGUGGUGCUGUUCGGUGGUGCAACGGGCGACUCAGGUCGGUACACCAUCACGGCGGAUGCAUUCAUGCUGAACGUCUCUAGCAACACGUGGUCACGCGUGCAAGCGGAAGGAACGCUGCCCUUUGCGCGUGCCGCGCAUGCAGCGGCCUGCGUGGACCAUUCCCAGAUGGUGAUCUAUGGUGGUGCCACUGGAGGGGGCAGCUUGUCGUCUGACGAGCUCUACUUGCUGGACAUCCGCAACGAGGAGCGCUCGCAGUGGAUGUCAGUUCCUGUGAUGGGAUCAACUCCCGGAAGAAGAUAUGGUCACACCAUGAUCUUCAACAAGCCUUUGCUGAUCGUUUUUGGUGGCAACAACGGCCAGCAGGCAGAAAGCGACAUUUGGGUUCUAGAUGUGGAGCGCUCGCCCUUCCAGUGGCAAGAGGUGCAAGUCAUGGGGAAGCGUGUGCCGCUACCCCGCGUCUACCACUCGGCCGAGGUGUGCCGUGAUGGCCCGGCCGCCGGGAUGAUGGUUGUCUUUGGUGGUCGCACGGCCGAAAACAAGUCACUGAAGGACACCUGGGGACUCCGACAGCACCGCGACGGCCGCUGGGACUGGGUGGAGGCUCCCGCUAAGCGUGGGCCGCCUCCGGAACCCAGGUUCCAACACUCCUGCAUUUUUGUGGACUCCAAGCUGCUGAUCAUUGGCGGCCGUGGUCCAGAAGUCAACAAGCCUUUGCCAACGGCCGUCUACGACACUGAGACAUGUGAGUGGCACAAUGUCUGCAGCGUUCAGAGGUUUCGCCACUCUUCUUGGGGUAUGGGUGGCCUGCUGUUUUCGUACGGUGGCUUUGACCACAAGAACCCGUCAUCACCGACCGCCGAUCUUCAGGCUAUGGAUAUUGAAAGGGCGAUUGCUGCAUCACUCACGGGAGUUGCGCUUGAAGAUGGCGACGCUGACAGCCCCGCAGACACCUUGGGUGCUUCAGCAGAGGCGGGCCCCCCGGGAAGCACCCUGGACAUGGCCACAUACUCAGGAGCUUCGCGAGCAGCUCCCAGCCGGCCCGCAGAUGGACAGCGACCGGCCACACCGCCUCGAAGUAGAGCGCUGGCGCCUGCGCCUGCAGCCCGGACCGUGGACCUCACGCCUGGCGACGUCAAAGUGUCACCGCAGGUGUACGUCAGCCACGAGAAGGAUUUCACACACUUGGUUGAGAAGGUUGCAAUAGAGAGCCUUGUGGAGGAGGGUCGGAAAAUUCACUCCACCAACGUGAUGGCGAACAUCGCCAGAAAUGUUGGGGAAGAAGGUGUGCACAACCAAUGCAUCAAUGCGCUACUACAGCCGACAACAUGGCAGCCAGAUGCCAAUCCGAACGGCUUCUUCCUGAACUCGGCGGAGGUCAGCCGAUUGUGCGACUUGACCCUGGAGGUGCUGAAGUCCCAGGAGAUGAUCUUGAGGCUUAGAGCACCAAUCAAGGUAUAUGGCGACAUUCACGGCCAGUUCCUUGAUUUGAUGCGUCUCUUUGCAAGGUACAAGGCGCCAUCGGACGGAGAGCAUGGCGACAUCGACUCCAUGGACUACCUGUUUCUGGGUGACUUUGUGGACCGCGGAGCAUUCUCGCUGGAGACGGUUUGUCUUCUGUUCUCGCUGAAGGUGAAGUAUCCCAAUCAAAUUCACUUGAUCCGCGGGAACCACGAGGAUCCCACUAUCAAUGCCAUCUAUGGAUUCCGUGAUGAGUGCAGACGGCGCUUGAAUGAGGAGCCUGAAGAUCCUGAGUCGUGCUGGAACAAGUUCAACAGGGCCUUCGAAUGGCUUCCAGUCGGAGCAGUGAUCGAGGACAGAAUCCUCUGCCUGCACGGAGGUAUUGGAGGCUCAGUGAAUUCCAUAGCGGAAGUUCGCACAAUGCAGAGGCCGCUGCACGUGGCCCAAAUUCCGCAGACGCCCUUCGAGCAGCGCAUCACGGACUUGUUGUGGAGCGAUCCUUCAGACAACGAUUCUGUGCCGGGAGUCACGCCCAAUGAGACGCGCGAUCCAGAUGGCACGGGUCGCAUUGUGAAGUUUGGUCCAGACAGGGUGGAGGAGUUUUUGGAGAAAAACAAGCCCUUGUCGAUGAUCAUCCGCGCACAUGAAUGUGUUAUGGAUGGCUUCGAGCGCUUUGCCAAUGGCCGUCUCAUUACAGUCUUCAGCGCUACGGACUAUUGCGGGCACCACAAGAACGCGGGCGCGCUGCUUUUUGUGCGCCGCGAUCUGACAAUCGUGCCCAAGCUGAUCUACCCUGUUGAGCGAAUGACGACCAUGUGGGACCCGAUGGUGAUGCAGCAGAGACCUCCCACGCCACCUCGCCCUGUACCAAGAGCUCGGAAGCUCGAAGACGAGCCUGAAUGGUGA